This is a messenger RNA of Ambispora leptoticha, 426 nucleotides long. Lineage: Eukaryota; Fungi; Glomeromycota; Glomeromycetes; Archaeosporales; Ambisporaceae. The record is from the annotation of a GenBank genome assembly.
AUGAGCACCGACCUCUCAUUUGUGCUUAACACCGAUAGUAAGACCACAUACUCGAAUAAAUCCUUUGAAACGCCUCCAUGCGAGUUAUUCUUGAGUGUCGAGCAAUUAAUUUCUCCCGUCAUGCCUAAUAAAGGGACUUCAAAAAGGAUACCUCGUCCUCUUAAUUCCUUCAUGAUCUUCAGAAGGAAUUUCAAUGCGGGCAUCGUCGCUGUCGGUGACAGCAAGCGAGAUCGAAACUUUGUUGCAAAAGUUUCAAGUCAAGCAUCUAAAGCUUGGGGCAAAGCUUCUCCACGGGUAAAGAAAUUCUUCAGUGUAUUGGCAGAAGAAGCAAAAUUGGGACAUCAGCGUCUUUUUCCAGAAUAUCAAUACAGCCCGAAAAAGAAAAAACCUCCAUCUUCCCUCUUCAAUAAAACGAAUAAGGCAUAG